This is a messenger RNA of Gadus chalcogrammus (walleye pollock), 2906 nucleotides long. RefSeq names its product FAM161 centrosomal protein A (gene fam161a). Gene Ontology annotation, biological process: cilium organization. Gene Ontology annotation, cellular component: cilium. The record is from RefSeq and is a predicted model, not a curated record. The coding region runs from base 120 to 2525 and encodes 801 amino acids. Lineage: Eukaryota; Metazoa; Chordata; Actinopteri; Gadiformes; Gadidae. The transcript has 7 exons.
GCGCGUCGCUCGGUUGCGAGGGACGCACAUCGGCGGCUCGUCACAGAUCUCAGUCAAGGUUCCAUCCGUUUCGACUUGACCCAAUAACCUCGAUAAUUGAUACAUAACUUUUCUAAACUAUGACAGACCCCCACCGGACCAACAUGUUGGUAACGUCUUGCUUGAAAACGCCGGUCGACCCGCACAAGAAGACCCCGCUAGCGUUAUACGAGCGGCAGAGACUUCUGCCCCGCGCCGACGAGGAUAUGGACAAACGCGACUACGAGAAGGAGGAGUACGAGGAGGAGGAGGAGGAGGAGGAGGAGGAAGAGGAGGAGGAGGAGCGGGAAGGGGUCAGUUUCGGGCCAGACUACAGAGCCCCCGGUAAGGGAGAUCACCCCCACCUGCGGGAGAUCUUCUUCUCCAACCAGGAGUACUACGGCAAGCUGGAGGAGCUGAAGCGGGCCCACCUGCGCACCAUGGCAGAGCUUGAGAACAUGUACCGCAAGAAGCUGCAGCUCAGCGGCCUGGCCCCCGAGCCGGACCCCCAGGACCCCGGCACGCAUAGCAGGUUCCUCGGUGCCGAUCUAAAUUCAGGGAUGUCAUGUGGGCUAAGAAAAACUUGCUCGGCCUUGGAGCUCCGCAGGGUCUCUGGUCCCUCGUCUGACGAAGACGAGGGGGCUGGGAACGAAGAGGAGGAAGGCCUGUGCUCCUCAACCAAGGAGCAAAUCAAGAACAUGUGGCUAGACUUCAAGCUCCACCCCCAACAUCGCCAUCCCUCCACAUCCUCCCUUCACAGUCUGCCGGCUGGGGGAGGCCGGAAGGGGAAGAAGAACAGCAAGGGGCGGAGCCACCAGGAGGAGGAGGACAAAAGGGAAGCAUGGCGACACCGUGUGACGGUCCCGCAGCCGUUCGCGAUGACCAGGCGUGAGGUGGAGCGACGGCAGAGUGGCGUUAAGACCCGCUCUGAGGUGGAGCUGGAGAACCUGGAGAUGCGGCGUCAGCUGGAGGAGCUCAGUGAGUGCCAGAAGACGUUCCGCGCCAGCCCCGUGCCCGCGCACGUGCGCCUUGCCCUCUACGGGGAGCUGCAGGAGCAACCCAAGCGGAAGCGCACGGAGCAGGAGCGGGUCCAGAGCCUCCGCAUCGCCCCGAGGCCAUUCAGCUUCCUGGAACGGGAGCGGCGCCGCAAGGAGCAGCGGGAGCAGCAACAGCCCCAAACCUCCGCCCAGCAGGAUGUGAAGCCCUUCCGGGCCCAGCCGGUGCCCAGGGCGGUGUACGCGGCCGCGGCGGGGGAGCAAGCAAAGGAGGAGCAGCUGUACCGCUCCAUCAAGAUGCAGAUGAGGGCCAAGGAGAUGCUGCACAGCUCGGCCAUGCCGCCCAGCAUGCUGGCUCGCAGCCUCAGCCAAAGCAAGAAGGGCAAGGAGCCUGUUCCCGGCGAAGGGGACUUCUCACACAGGCCCAAGAUCAACGUGGACGUGCCCGACUUCGACGCCAAGCACCGCCUCUUCAGGAAGCACCUGGAAAGCCGCAAGGAGGUGCGGCCGGUCACCUCCUGCGAGCCCUUCACACUGAGGACUUCCCAGAUCGCCUCCAACCGCGACCGCGUCCUGGCCAGCAUGGAGAAGGAGCAGAGGAGUCCCAAGCCGACCCGCUGGCCCUACGUGUCGCCCCGGGCGCUCCACACGCCCACCUCCAGUCUCUGUUCCUCCCUUUCCGGGAGCCUGGAGCUCCUGCCAGCAAAGGUCACUGACGCCUCCAAGAAACGCCAGGAGGCUGUGAGAAAGGUUCUGGAGGAGAAGAGGAGGGCCGAGGAGGAGGAGGAGAACGGGCGGGAGAAGAGGAGGCGGAGGCAGCGGAAGCUGCAGAAGGUGAUCUUCAGGCGUGCCCAGGCCAACGACCCCCACUUGGCCCUCGCCGAGACCUGCCCGGCCAAACUUCGGGAGUUCAGGAAACAAGACCUCCAGCGCAAGAGGGAGUACCAGCAGGAGAUCAAGGAGAUCAAGGAGCGAGUGAAGGAGAGACCUCUGCUCCUGGAACAAGUGGCGCAGAGGAACGCCAAGACGGCAGUAGAGCGGCGUUACACGGAGGCUCUGCGUGGGUGUGGCCUGACGGACGACUUCCUGUCUAGGACAGGAAAUGGCACUCCCAAGUCCGUACACAAGACCUCUAGCGCCUCGAGAUCUAGCUGCAACUCCGACUCCCCUGUUGGCUGUCGGAAGAAGUCCCUUGAUGUCCACAGCCUGAGCUCAGACCUCGCUGGAGGAGAGACCAAACAUGGAGAGGAGGAGGAGGAAGAGGAGGAGGAGGAGGAGGAGGAGGAGGAGUGCAAGGGAGAGCGCUUGGUAAGAAGUCACGAGGAGGACAGUGUCCAGUCGGCGGAUGAAAGCUACCACUACUCUGACGACCAGGAGAACUUCUCAGACGGUCAGGAGACCUACUCGGACGAGAGUGAGCAGGAGGAGGGGCAGCAGGAGGAACAGGGUGACAAGACAAGCCUGCAUGUUGAAAACAGCAGCACAUUAAGCAAGGCAAGCGAUGAGAACUAGAACGGAUGGGUUUCAUUUGCAGUCAAGGAAAGUGAAACUAGCUAACAUCCUGAUCACACGGUAUAGGAAAAGACCAUAAAAGUAUUACUUAGUAGCGUUGAAAGGAAAACACAUUUAAUUGCAUACAACUAUGACAAGUAUACAUUUGUAUGACACCUUCCCUUCAAGGGUUAUUUGUGUUUUUGUCUCAGUUGUGGUUUAUCUUUUUCACUGUUCUGUGUUUAAUUAAUUGCAAGGAUGUAUGCUUAGCUUACAUUAUUUAUUUCCUAAAUUCCCAUGGAUUUGUAAUUAUCGAGCAAGAUCUAAAAUAUAAACUUUUCGCUUGUGGAACGGCUUAUCAUAUAACAUAUACGUUUGCGUUUGUAUUUGACUUAAGACAUU